Molecule: messenger RNA, 1134 nt
Organism: Colossoma macropomum (tambaqui)
Lineage: Eukaryota; Metazoa; Chordata; Actinopteri; Characiformes; Serrasalmidae
Gene: pcp4a
Product: Purkinje cell protein 4a
Exons: 3
Coding region: 79-273 (64 amino acids)
Cellular component (GO): cytoplasm
Molecular function (GO): calmodulin binding; calcium ion binding
Source: RefSeq, a predicted model, not a curated record
UGCAUCACGGCGGCGCUGCGGAGACCUUGUGUGAGUGUGUGUGUGCGCGCGCGUAUCCACUUCAGCACGUCUAACAGCAUGAGUGAGAGACAAGGACCCGGAGCUUCAACUGGAAACAGCAAACCCUUAGGGGAUCAAGAUGCAUCCAAGAAAGACGUCCCGGCGGAGGACUUCGACAUUGACAUGGGCGCCCCUGAAACUGAGAAGGCCGCCGUCGCCAUCCAGAACCAGUUCAGAAAGUACCAGAAGAAGAAGCAUGAUGUGAAGUCCUAGGCGGAGCUGGGGUGCAUGUGGCCCCGGGAGGCCCCUGAGCACCGUGAGGGCUGGCUGUUUGCAUGUCUAAUAAACCGCACCAUCAUGGACCCGAGGGUGGGGGUUGGGGUAACUUUGGGGAACGGGACCAGUGACAUCAAGUCAACCAUUACCCUGUCUGUCCUGUCCGUCACUGGCAUCUCUCUGGAAUAAUUACUGUAACCAUUUCAGAUUUGAAUUCCCUUUGUUGGUUGUUUUUAGAUAUAAUGGCUUUUCCUUUUAUUGCUUCUUUUGAUAUGCACUGAUUUAUAUACUUUUGGUUCCUUUGUUUCUGUUCCAACCUGGCCAAUAUUGGGAUAUGUGACACAUGAGAUUAUCUAUUGUUUGUGGAGUUACAACAACAGGAGAUAUGUAAUGAUCUGGAGGAGUAAAGAAUAUAUUUUGAAUGUUCCUCAGAUGUGAAAGCAUGAACAUAUCAUGGACAUUUACCAUCAUUUUAAGCCAGGGAUGUACAUCAUGCCCUGAACAUGCUGAAAUUACUGCUCUCCAUUUGGCCCAAGUGGCUGGUUUUGGAGAGAAACCAAGAAAUUCCAGAUUUUAAGCCAAUUACUACUGUAUUUACCUUAUUUGGUUAUAGAGUGAAUGGUCAUCACCUAUUACGCUCAUAAACAGUGCUUGUGAGCUUUCAUUCCACCACCAUUCCUCACAACUCUCGACUGUAGCCAGUGGCUUCAUCCGUAGAUAUCGUGUUUGUGCUAAAACCUUCAUCAUUUUCCCACAGAACAUUGUUUUAUCAAGAAAAUGUGACAUGCUAUACACUAUACUGUCCAUUAAACACCUAAUAUAUGAAAUUAAUACAAAUAAAUAUUGAGAAGAACCAUC